Messenger RNA from Aphis gossypii (cotton aphid), 2253 nucleotides. RefSeq names its product cytochrome P450 4C1-like. NCBI's taxonomy places the organism in Eukaryota, Metazoa, Arthropoda, Insecta, Hemiptera, Aphididae. The transcript is spliced from 13 exons. Bases 141 to 1730 code for a protein of 529 amino acids. The record is from RefSeq and is a predicted model, not a curated record. Gene Ontology annotation, molecular function: monooxygenase activity; iron ion binding; heme binding.
UACUAAAAUUUGAAAAAAUAAUAAUUAAUAACCAUGAGUGGGGAGAGAUUUUAACUAAAUUAAUACUACAUUUUUCUAACAGUCAUUCACUAUCAUUGUGAUGUUUGCGGAUACAAGUUGAAUGUUAUAGCCGUUAUAGAAUGGAAGCAAUAAUACAAUCAGUGAAUGGAUUUCGAUUGACAAUGCCUGAGGUAAUUGCUUAUCCAAUCAUAUUAAGUUUUUUUGUUAUUUUGUGGUGUCGCUACAAAUGGAACCGCAGACAUUUUGAUAAACUAGCAUCAAGUUUGAAAGGACCACCAGCAUAUCCAAUUAUUGGCUCAGCACUCCAGUUUAUUGGAACACCACAAAAGCUCAUGGAUAGUAUACUUAAAAUAAUCAAGGAUUAUAGUCCAGGACCUUUUAAAAUUUGGUUGGGUCCAUAUUUAGGGAUAGUUAUUAUUAAGCCAGAAGAUGUACAAAUUGUGUUAAAUAGUUCAAAGGCUUUACAGAAAGAUCGAUUUUACAAAUUUAUCAAAAAUAUUUUUGGUGAAGGAUUAUUAACUGCUCCAGUUGAUAAAUGGCGUAUACAUCGUCGUCUUAUUACACCUUCGUUUAAUUCCAGCCUUCUAAGUGAAUUUUUUCCUGUGUUUCACGAAAAGAAUAAAAUUCUUAUAAAAAAUUUAAAAAGCGAGUUGAAUAAAACUCAAUCAUUUGACCUAUGGGACUACAUUGCACCUACUACUCUUAGUUUAAUUUGUCAAAAUGCGAUGGGUUACAAUCUUGAUAAUCAAUCACAAUGUGGUUCUGAAUUCGAGAAAGCAAUGAUAAGAGCAUCAGAAUUGGAUUUUUUAAGGGUAGUAAAACCGUGGUUAUAUCCAAAUAUUAUGUUUUCAUUAUAUCUAAAACUAAAAGGGGAUUCCAAUGUAUUUAAUAACCUAUACAAAUUACCGUUAAAAAUGAUCCGGGAAAAAAAAGAAGCAUUUGAACAGAAAAAAAUAGAAAAUGAAUCAAGUGUCAUCAUAGACGAUACUAACAAAGAAAAAAAACAUUCAAAAGUAUUUUUGGAUACAUUAUUUGAAUUGAACGAAGCUGGUGCUAAUUUCUCUGACGAUGAUUUUCGAGAUGAAGUUGUGACCAUGAUGAUAGGUGGUAGUGAAACCAGUGCCAUAACACUUUGUUUUUGUCUUUUACUAUUAGCCAUUUACCCGGAUAUUCAAGAUAAAGUUUAUGAUGAAAUUUGUGACGUAUUAGGAGAUGGAGACCAAACAAUUACUAUUGUAGAUUCAUAUAAACUUGUAUAUUUAGAUCAAGUGUUAAUGGAAACACUUCGAUUAUUUCCAGUAUUACCCAUAUUACUUAGAGAACUUCAAGAUGAUGUUAAAAUUGUUUCAGAUAAUAUUGUUCUGCCAAAAGGAUCUACAUGUUACAUAUGUCCAUUAGCCACUCAUCGUAAUUCGCUUUCGUAUCCAAAUCCUAAUAGCUUUGAUCCGGAAAACUUUGCUCCUGAAAAUAUUGCAAAACGACAUAAGUAUAGUUUUUUAGGUUUUAGCGGUGGUCCAAGAGGUUGUAUAGGAUCUAAAUAUGCUAUGCUGUCAAUGAAAGUUUUAGUAUCUACAUUUUUGCGAAACUUCAGUGUGCAUACGGAUUAUACAUUUGACGACAUAAAAUUAAAAUUAGACUUGUUAUUGAGAAGUGCUAAUGGUUAUCCUGUAACUAUUCGAACACGAACUAGGAAAUCAAUGAAAAAAUGAAAUUAAAACGUUUAAAUGACUAAUAAUUAUAAAUCAAUUUAUUACUAUAUUAAUAGAAUGCAGUAUAUUGAUUAUCCGUGGUCUUCUGGGAAAUAAUCUACUAAAUCGAAUUAUAUUUAUAAUGUAUACACAAAUUAUAAUAUAGUUAGGUAUAAAGUUUAAAAUAUUUUCAUAAUAUUAUUUGAAUGUUAAAAUAAAAAUUAAACAUGUUCUAAUUUAAUUUUCCUAAAAUAAUAUUUAAAACUACAUGAUUUUUUUUUUUUAAUAAUACAUAAUAUAUGUAAUUAUAAAAUUUUCGUUUGAAUUUUAAUUUUAAUUUUGUGGAAUUCGCUUAUCCAUGGAUGUCAAGCCAUCCUAUUCCGCGGAUAAUCGAGAGUACACUGCAUAAUGCUGUUUUUUAAAUGAUACUUAUUGACAUAUUUAUAGAAAAAGCUUUUCUUUUGGUGUUUGGUCACACAACGUACAAAUAGUUAUUUUUUUUUAAAUUUUAACUUUAUGACAUGUAAUAUAAGUAUACGAUAAA